Messenger RNA from Capsella rubella, 1008 nucleotides. RefSeq names its product mRNA turnover protein 4 homolog. Gene Ontology annotation, cellular component: preribosome, large subunit precursor; nucleolus. NCBI's taxonomy places the organism in Eukaryota, Viridiplantae, Streptophyta, Magnoliopsida, Brassicales, Brassicaceae. Bases 107 to 796 code for a protein of 229 amino acids. Gene Ontology annotation, biological process: rRNA processing; ribosomal large subunit assembly; nuclear-transcribed mRNA catabolic process. The transcript is spliced from 8 exons. The record is from RefSeq and is a predicted model, not a curated record. Gene Ontology annotation, molecular function: RNA binding.
GGGUUUCAAGAAUCCUGAAGAAAAAGUGAGAGGAGGAGCUUAAGAUACACAAAGCCGUUUCCUUCUCACUUACACACAAACACAUUUGAAAGUUGAAACUUUAGCUAUGCCUAAAUCAAAGAGAGACAGACCAGUUACUUUGUCCAAGACUAAGAAGAAAGGAAAAGAGCAUAAGGAGUGUAUUAUAAAUGGAAUUAGAGAGGCUGUUGAGAAAUAUUCAUCUGUCUAUGUUUUCUCUUUUGAAAACAUGAGAAAUAUCAAAUUCAACGAGUUUAGACAGCAGUUUAAGCACAAUGGAAGGUUCUUCCUUGGUUCGAACAAAGUGAUGCAGGUUGCUCUUGGUCGUGAUGCUUCUACGGAAAUCCGUUCUGGUAUCUACAAUGUCUCCAAGCUGAUUAAUGGUAAUGCUGGACUUCUUGUUACUGAUAUGCCAAAGGACGAGGUGGAAAGCUUAUUUAAUGCCUAUGAGGAUGCCGACUUUUCAAGGACCGGAAGCAUGGCAGCAGAAACGGUUGCACUGGAGGAAGGCCCUCUAGAACAGUUCACACAUGAGAUGGAACCGCUUCUUCGAAAGCUGAAUAUGCCUGUUCGACUAAACAAAGGUACUGUGGAGUUGGUUGCUGACUUUGUAGUUUGUGAAGAAGGAAAACCCCUUUCUCCGCAAUCAGCCCACAUUUUGCGUCUGUUGGGAAAGAAGAUGGCUACUUUCAAGCUGAACUUGAUCUGCAGAUGGAGUCCCGUUGACUUUGAGCUUUACCAAGAAGGUUUGGAUCUCUCAGACGUUGAGACCUCUUAGAAAGCCAAAAUCUUGACUCAAAACUCUUUUAAAGUUUCUUCAUAUCGAUUUCUAUGUUGUGGCGCUGUGUUUGCAAUCGAAUGUUUUAUGUCAAAGUUUUGUUGCUUUACGUGUUUGUAGAAUAUCAACUUAUCAUUAAGAUUUCUAAUAUUCUAGUAUUGGUUACUGAAUUAUAUUUAUACAUUUAAUCUUUAAAAGCUUAUCAUCCUUAA